AUGGGUGACCUAUGUUCUUGUUGGGAUGCUAUUCAUGACGUCGUUAUUCUACAACACAACAAGAUUAAGGCAUCAUUUGAAUCAAGUAUGUUGCUGACAAGUGACCUUUAUAAAGGAUAUAGAUAUAGACAUGUUAUUGGGCGUGUCUCUCGAUAUUCGUUGAAUCUCAUUGCUAAGGAGGUUGAAAGAGUGCAACUGAUAGGAUUGGAUUCCUCUAAGUGUGGAUGUGUGUUGAGACGUAUAUUCGGUCUCCCUUGUGCAUGUGAAUUAGCACGCUAUGAUCUUGGGUUCAUCCCUUUGGGUGAAUUCCAUAUAAUGUGGAGAAGGUUGAGUUUCUCAAAUGUUGAAUUAAAUGAAACCGAGCCCCUGUUAUCCAUUAAAGAUGAGUUAAAAUUGGUAGAAGAACGAUUCAAUGAGGUUGACAUUGGAGGUAAAGUCAUCGUCAAACAAAAGUUAGUUGACAUUGUUUGUCUUGCAAUGACAUCAAUGGUCCCUCCACUACAUAAAGUGAAGACAAAGGGUGCACAAAAAAGUAAAGCUCAACGAAGAGAAAGGUCUACGACGCGGGAGCCAUCAUAUUUUGAGCACGUUGACGCGUUUCAUGCAACAUAUGAAUCAUCAUCUGCAAGAAAUCAUGCAGCUAUCAAAUAUUUGCUGACAAAGCCAGACUCUAAACCAUGUCUGAUUAGAUGGCUACUACUCUUGCAAGAAUUUGAUAUGGAGAUUCGUGAUAAGAAAGGGAGUGAGAACUUGAUUGCUAAUCAUUUGUCACGGCUAGUCAACAAGGAGGUCACUAGCAAGGAAUCAAAGAUCUGGGAAUCCUUUUCAGGUGAAACACUCAUAAAUGAUCUAUACAAAGAAAUGAGUGAAUGGCGUGAUGAAUACGCAAGGCUAGUAGGAGGUUAUGAUAGACUAGAAGAACUGAGGAUGUCCUUGUUGGUGGCGUCUCCUUCGAUGGCUAAUCGGAACAAGUGGAUGACUAUACCAGACAUUGAUUAUGCAAUUGCUAACCGAUAUAAUGUCAUAUUAAUGUGUUAA
Molecule: messenger RNA, 1038 nt
Organism: Vigna angularis (adzuki bean)
Lineage: Eukaryota; Viridiplantae; Streptophyta; Magnoliopsida; Fabales; Fabaceae
Exons: 5
Coding region: 1-1038 (345 amino acids)
Source: RefSeq, a predicted model, not a curated record